This is a messenger RNA of Acaulospora morrowiae, 984 nucleotides long. The record is from the annotation of a GenBank genome assembly. NCBI's taxonomy places the organism in Eukaryota, Fungi, Glomeromycota, Glomeromycetes, Diversisporales, Acaulosporaceae.
AUGUCUCAAAUUUAUAUACCCUUUUCAAACUUAUUUUACUUUCUUAAACAAAAUUUUAAUCAAAUUUCAAACUAUUCCCAUCAUGUAUAUACGUCUAUUUUCGAUCAAUUCAAUCAACUUCUUUCACCAAAAAUUCCGAGAAAAAUAACCAUAUUUGUUGUGACACUAACAGGAAAGUUAGUUACUCUGGACGUUCAAACAAACUACACUAUUUAUCAAGUGAAGCGACAAAUAUUCGACGCAGAAGGAAUUCCCGUUCACCAUCAAAUUCUUACUUAUAACGAAAGAGUACUCGAAAAUAAUCGAAUUUUGGAGUAUUACGGGAUCCAAGAUAAUGUUACAUUGUUGGUAAAAAAGGUCGACAUAAAAAACGUGACUCAAUAUGUCAUUGAUCCCCAAAGUUUAGAUCCCAAGUACAAUUACGAUUUCACUGAUGUCAAAGAUAGUGGAUUAAAAUUCAUGCGGGGAAAAUUUGAGUAUCGACGCCCAAUUGGUUGGAAACGUUAUGCAAUCAAAGUACGUGGAAAGUACGAGAACGACGCUUGGUUAGGCAAAGAUACUUUUAGAACAGAAUCGUGCAAGAACGAAUGGCCAGUAUCAUACCAUGGCACGGCUUAUCACAACGCCAAUUCCAUUGUUAAUGAUGGGUAUUUAUUAAGUAAGGGGAAGAAUUUUGCAUAUGGUCGUGGAAUUUAUUCGACUCCUGAUAUUAAAGUUGCAGAGAAGUACGCCACAGAAUUUACAUUUAAAGGAGAGACUUACAAAUUGAUUUUACAGAAUAGAGUAAAUCCAAAAAGUCUAAUACCAGUAAAGACCUAUGUGGGAGAGUAUUGGAUCUCACCAAAGGGUGAGGAUUUAAGAGCGUACGGGAUUUGUAUUAAGAAAAAGGAGUCGUUCUUUUCAAAAAUUUUUCGUACUGGUAAACAGGAACCAAUGAUGUUAGAAGAGUCUAUUAAAGUAUCAAAUAGUUCUAGUGCAAAUUAG